CUGGAUUUUUCCUUCAGUUCUAUCCAAACUCCAACUCUAUAACUACUACUCGCCCACUAAAAACUACAAAGAGAAAACAUCGUAUCGAAUAGCAGAUAUUUCAAAAAACUGCCGUGUUUAUAUCGUUGUCGUUUUGGUUCAAUUGUGGCUGUUCUGUACUUAGGAUGGACGCACCACACAACCUAGAGGGCAGGGAUCCCAAUGAUGAGCUGCGGAUCGAUCGAAUUGGUGAUGUGGCGGCUGGAGAUGCAGGCGAUGACACGGACGAAGGACAGCAACAUCUUUCGGGGAUGAAUCGUCAAAUGGCCAUCCUGCUGGAUGCUCCUCAAGAGCCUCCUUUGGCGAACUGGUUUCCGGCCAGAGAAGGACCGGAUGAACCGCCGCGUCUGCGCAAGAAACGCAGUUUCUACACCAUAGUCAAACCAUCGUCAUCAUCUCAAAGCCAGGAGCCGGAACAGUGCCUCCUAAUGGCCAACGUCACGAGGGCAAUGCGUCAUGUGCGGGAGGAACAUCAGAAGUACUUCGCCAAUUACUUGGUCGAGAACAUGACCAGUCAGAACUAUCCAAAUGGUGUGGGACUGCCACAACGCUGGGGUCAGUUCUGAUAAGUCAUACUUGUCCAGAAUUAGAAGAUCAAAAGAAGCUCUGCGGAACCUCAGAAGAUCGAUAGAGCUUUUCGGGAUCCCAUAGCCCAAUAUACACAUCCACCCGACUCAUUACUCACACUACAAGGCACUAUUGUCCCUUCUCCUCGAUUACACCUAUAUUAACAUACUUUGGACUGGAAAUGUUCGCGAUUCAAUGCUGUUGAAUAAAUAACACUAAUCAGCAAUGUUA
Messenger RNA from Drosophila suzukii, 837 nucleotides. It is a transcript of the gene soti, whose product is annotated as scotti. Gene Ontology annotation, biological process: sperm individualization. The record is from RefSeq and is a predicted model, not a curated record. Lineage: Eukaryota; Metazoa; Arthropoda; Insecta; Diptera; Drosophilidae.